Molecule: messenger RNA, 1662 nt
Organism: Parnassius apollo (apollo)
Lineage: Eukaryota; Metazoa; Arthropoda; Insecta; Lepidoptera; Papilionidae
Source: the annotation of a GenBank genome assembly
AUGCUAAAGCUAGUCAGAAGAAUAACCCAAUUCCGGUACUACGGCAGUGCAAGUGUUAUUGGUAGCGAGCCGAAUAAAAAUGAUCCUUACUACCAAGAAAACAAGGCGAAAAUGGAGGAGUUGGUUGACGAAUUGCGUUUGAAAACUAGUGAUGCUAUCAAAGGCGGCCCAGAAGAGGCCCAGAAAAGGCACACGGCGAGAGGAAAACUUCUAGUGAGAGACAGGAUUAACCGGUUGGUGGAUGAAGGUAGCGACGUUUUGGAACUGAGUACGCUCGCCGCUACGGGCAUGUACAAAGGCCAAGUGCCAAGUGCCGGCAUCGUUACUGCUAUCGGUAAAGUUCACGGUCGCGAUUGCAUGAUAGUGGCCAACGACGCAACUGUUAAAGGUGGAACAUACUUCCCCGUCACUGUAAAGAAGCAUUUACGCGCGCAAUCAAUUGCCCAAGAAUGUCGUCUUCCGUGUAUUUACCUUGUAGACUCCGGAGGCGCUCAUUUACCAGACCAAGCUGAUGUGUUCCCCGAUAGGGAACAUUUUGGGAGAAUCUUCUAUAACCAAGCGAACAUGUCCGCAGAGGGGAUACCUCAGAUAUCGGUGGUAAUGGGGUCUUGUACAGCUGGUGGCGCUUACAUUCCUAGUAUGUCCGAUGAGAGUAUUAUAAUUAAGAACCAAGGGACAAUUUUCUUAGCUGGACCACCUUUAGUCAAAGCUGCCACUGGUGAAUCGGUUUCAGCAGAGGAUUUAGGGGGAGCAGACUUACAUUGUCGUCAAUCAGGCGUCACGGAUCAUUACGCUCAAGAUGAUGAACACGCAUUACACUUAGCCAGGAAUGUUGUCGCUAAUUUGAAUUGGAAUAAUGACCAGAAAACUCGAAUAUACACUCAAAAAGUUGACGAACCGGUACAUGAUAUAAAUGACCUUCACGGCAUUGUCGGAGCAAAUAUUCAAAGGCCUUUCGAUAUCAGAGAGGUAGUUGCUAGAGUUGUAGAUGGUAGCAGGUUUCAUGAAUUCAAGCAACUGUACGGCGAGACUUUAGUGUGUGGGUUUGCCACCAUUUAUGGUCACCCAGUGGGUGUGAUAGGAAAUAAUGGCGUUCUGCAGUCAGAGUCUGCUCUGAAAGGAUCUCACUUUAUUCAACUAUGUGCUGCUCGAAAGAUUCCGUUGCUUUUCCUACAAAAUAUAACCGGGUUUAUGGUCGGCAGGGAGGCCGAGGCUGGUGGCAUUGCUAAAAAUGGCGCGAAAAUGGUAACAGCUGUUAGCUGCUUUAAAGGACCUAAAAUUACUGUGAUUGUUGGUGGCAGCUUUGGAGCUGGUAAUUACGGAAUGUGUGGACGAGCUUACUCCCCUAGUUUCUUAUACAUGUGGCCCAAUGCUAGAAUAUCAGUCAUGGGUGGGCCGCAGGCUGCCACAGUACUGUCUUUAGUUGCAAAAGAAAAAGCGCAGAGAGAAGGUAAGCCUUGGACUGAGGAAGAUGAGAGAAAAGUCCGGGGUCCUUUGGAGGCCCAGUUUGAAAGGGAGGGUGUUCCGUACUAUAGUACAGCAAGAUUGUGGGAUGAUGGUAUAGUAGCGCCAAAAGAUACGAGAAGAGUUAUAGGACUAAGUUUAUCGGCCGCUUUGAACGCGCCAUUCAGAGAUAGCAAAUUUGGAGUUUUUAGGAUGUGA